AUCCCACACAUGAAAUAUAUGAUGCGAAUUUAUUGGCCACAUUACAGUGUCCGAAUCAGUGCAUUGAUCUGGUCCAUUCGAUUCUUCCUUCCAGUGCGACUUGUUAUUGUCGCCAUCGCGUCACUGAUGUCAUUGCAACAUGUGCUGCACAAUGUGUAUGGAGGCAACCUAUGACUAAUGCAUUACCAGACCCAAUUUCCAUGAGAAAAUGAUGUGAGAAGAACAACUCAGGAGUUUAGUUCUUUCUUCGGUUUGUGCUGUGGUACAACUAAUGGCUGCAGGUUGAUAUAUUUGAAUAGAACUAUUUGUAUGUCUCACUUAGGUGAUUUGACUCUUGUAAAACAAAUCAAGGAUUUGUAUUACCGACACAUGCAUACAUUUUGUAUGUUUCUGUUUUUUCUCAUACAAUUCUUUUACUUUUAUUUGGUUAUAAAAGUAUAAUAAAAUUGUGACCAAUUUCUUCUGCUGACCUAAAUAGCUGCAGUUGCUCCUGUGAUCCAUUCAGAUUAACAGUACGUGCAGUAAAAUCCAUUAAGAUAGAAGAACAGUAGAUCAGGAAAAAAUAGCCAUCGGAUGUAAAUAGUUGCCUGGAGGCAAUCUGUGGUUGUCUGGCUGAUAACACCUUAUAGAAUUAUUCAAGGGAAUGAAAAUUCAGAAAAUGGUAAGAUUAAUUGAGAUUUUUUACAAAACCACUGGAUAUCUGCUGAUGUGUCGCCAAUAUGCUGCCUGUGAUUCCUCUGAUUUAUUGAUCAUAUGGCGCAAAUCGACUGGCUCAGCAGGAUCUGAAGACUACAAACAUGAGGACAGCAUCGGAUGCUAUUCACUUCACCCUUUAUAAAUUGGCAGGAGCAUCAGCAAUUGAACACCAGAACUCUGAGCAGCUAGGCAGCUCCUCUCUUCCACACGUGCCAGUGUUCAAGCUUCUCCCAUGGAGACCACAACCAUUUGCAAUGGUGCACUCGGCCCUGUUGCGCACCAAAGCGUACCUGUUCUGGUGCUCAUAUCUUUUGUGUCUCUGUUCAGCGCAUUUCUGAUAUACUUCUAUGCACCCUUCUGGAGUGUGAGGAAAGUUCCGGGGCCUCCAACCAGGUUUCCUUUAGGCCAUCUUCAUCUUCUUGCCAAGAAUGGACCAGACGUCUUUCGUGCUAUAGCGAAGGAGUACGGUCCGAUCUUCAGGUUUCACAUGGGAAGGCAGCCACUGGUGAUCGUGGCCAAUGCUGAGCUGUGCAAGGAAGUUGGUAUCAAGAAGUUCAAGGACAUCCGCAACCGGAGCACCCCGCCACCGACUGUCGGCUCCCUCCACCAGGAUGCCCUCUUCCUCACCAGGGACUCGACGUGGUCGGCCAUGAGGAACACGGUGGUCCCGCUCUACCAGCCGGCGCGGCUUGCCGGGCUUAUCCCGGUGAUGCAGUCUUACGUGGAUGCGCUGGUGGCCAACAUCGCCGGCUGCCCGGACCAGGACUGCAUCCCCUUCUGCCAGCUGUCACUGCGGAUGGCCAUCGACAUCAUCGGCAAGACAGCCUUCGGCGUCGAGUUCGGCCUGUCAAAGGAUUCCGCGGGCAGCGGCUGCAGCGGAGGCGAGGUCGACGACGACAUCAGGGAGUUCCUGAAGGAGUACAAGCGGUCCAUGGAGUUCAUCAAGAUGGACCUGUCGAGCUCGCUCUCCACUAUCCUGGGGCUCUUCCUCCCGUGCGUCCAGACGCCGUGCAGGCGGCUGCUCCGGCGGCUGCCCGGCACGGCGGACUACAAGAUGGACGAGAACGAGCGCCGGCUGUGCCGCCGCAUCGACGCUAUCAUCGCCGGCCGGCGGCGGGACCGGGCCUCCCGCCGGCGCGACGGUGACGGCGACGGAGACGGCGACGCCGCUCGGUCCGCCCCGCUGGACUUCAUCGCGGCGCUGCUGGACGCGAUGGAGAGCGGCGGCGGGAAGGAGCUCGCGCUGGAGGACCGGCACGUCCGCGCGCUGGCGUACGAGCACCUCAUCGCCGGGACGAAGACGACGGCGUUCACGCUGUCGUCGGUGGUGUACCUGGUGUCGUGCCACCCGCGCGUGGAGGAGAAGCUACUCCGGGAGCUGGACGGCUCCGCGCCGCCGGGCGGGCGGGCGCCGAACGCCGAGGAGCUCCAGAGCAGGUUCCCCUACCUCGACCAGGUCAUCAAGGAGGCCAUGCGGUUCCACCUCGUGUCGCCGCUCAUCGCCAGGCAGACCUCCGAGCGCGUCGAGAUCGGCGGCCACGUCCUCCCAAAGGGGGCGUACGUGUGGCUGGCGCCGGGGGUGCUGGCGCGGGACGCGGCGCAGUUCCCGGAGCCGGAGGAGUUCCGGCCGGAGCGGUUCGCGGCGGGGGCGGAGGAGGAGCGGGCGCGGCACCCGUACGCGCAUAUCCCGUUCGGCGUCGGGCCGAGGGCGUGCAUCGGGCACAAGUUCGCGCUGCAGCAGGUGAAGCUCGCCGUGGUGGGACUCUACCGCCGGUACGUGUUCCGGCACUCGCCGGCGAUGGAGUCGCCCAUCCAGUUCGACUUCGACCUCGUCCUCGCCUUCCGCCACGGCGUCAAGCUCAGGGCUAUCAGGAGGGAGUGAAAGACUGGCUGCGUAGCUAAGCUUGGGCUCACGUGUGGAACUGCAUCCGUGAUGGUGUCAUGGUUUGUCUUCUCGUGUGUAACUUGUACUACUUCAUAGCAUAUCAAAAUAUCAAUAGCAGAUUGUAUUUGCAUACAAAUAGCUGAAGAAGAUUACAACGCAUUGAACCGUCGGUGAAUGCGUUGCAGAUACAACUUCCGUACAACAGUGUGUAUGAUGAAGGGGUUCCUCCACUUCCUAGUGCUAUGUGCCUAUGUUGUACAGCUUCAAACAUGAAUUUGACAAAUUUCUAUGAGACAUGCAAGAUUUUUA
Setaria italica (foxtail millet) is the source of this 2890-nucleotide messenger RNA. RefSeq names its product cytochrome P450 711A1. Bases 929 to 2578 code for a protein of 549 amino acids. The transcript has 4 exons. Lineage: Eukaryota; Viridiplantae; Streptophyta; Magnoliopsida; Poales; Poaceae. The record is from RefSeq and is a predicted model, not a curated record. Gene Ontology annotation, molecular function: monooxygenase activity; iron ion binding; oxidoreductase activity, acting on paired donors, with incorporation or reduction of molecular oxygen.